This is a messenger RNA of Callorhinus ursinus (northern fur seal), 2367 nucleotides long. The record is from RefSeq and is a predicted model, not a curated record. NCBI's taxonomy places the organism in Eukaryota, Metazoa, Chordata, Mammalia, Carnivora, Otariidae.
CUGUGUGCGGAUGGGGGUGUGGGUGUGUGUAUGUGUGUGUUGUGGGGGGGUGGGGCUGGAUCCCGCGCUGUUCGCACCAGGCUUGAAGUAGCGGGUUCCGGAGCCCCGCACCGCGGCGGGUGAGGCCGGCUCCGCUGCGCAGGCCUCCGGCCGCGAGCCCUGUUUCCCUGAGCCGCCGCCAUCAUGCUGCUGCCCGUGUUCACCCUGAAACUGCGCCACAAAAUCAGCCCCCGCAUGGUGGCCAUAGGGCGCUACGACGGGACUCACCCGUGCCUGGCAGCCGCCACCCAAGCGGGCAAGGUUUUUAUUCACAAUCCUCAUACCCGGAGCCAGCAUUUCAGUGCCUCUGGGGUCUUCCAGAGCCCUCUGGAGUCUGACGUUUCGCUUCUCAACAUUAACCAGGCAGUCAGCUGCCUGACCGCAGGAGCCCUGAACCCAGAACUUGGGUAUGAUGCUCUUUUAGUGGGGACGCAGACUAAUCUUCUGGCUUAUGAUGUCUACAAUAACUCAGAUUUGUUCUACAGAGAGGUUGCAGAUGGGGCCAAUGCAAUUGUGCUGGGAACACUCGGAGACAUUUCCUCUCCUCUUGCCAUUAUUGGUGGAAAUUGUGCUCUGCAGGGUUUUGACCAUGAAGGAAAUGAUCUCUUUUGGACGGUUACUGGAGAUAAUGUUCAUUCCUUGGCCUUAUGUGACUUUGAUGGUGAUGGUAAGAAAGAGCUUCUUGUUGGGUCAGAGGAUUUUGAUAUCCGAGUUUUUAAAGAAGACGAGAUUGUGGCAGAAAUGACAGAAACAGAGAUAAUCACCUCUCUUUGCCCCAUGUAUGGCAGUCGAUUUGGUUAUGCGCUUUCCAAUGGCACAGUUGGAGUUUACGACAAAACAGCCCGAUACUGGAGAAUUAAAUCCAAAAAUCACGCCAUGAGCAUUCAUGCUUUCGACCUUAAUUCUGAUGGAGUGUGUGAACUGAUAACUGGUUGGUCCAAUGGGAAGGUUGAUGCUCGAAGUGACCGAACUGGGGAGGUCAUCUUUAAAGACAACUUUUCUUCUGCAAUUGCUGGUGUGCUGGAGGGAGAUUACCGGAUGGACGGUCACACACAGCUCAUCUGCUGUGCAGUGGAUGGGGAAAUCCGGGGCUACCUGCCAGGCACAGCGGAGAUGAGAGGGAACCUCAUGGACACCAGCGUAGAGCAGGACCUGAUCCGAGAGCUGAGUCAGAAAAAACAGAAUCUGUUGCUGGAACUCCGCAACUAUGAGGAAAACACCAAGGCUGAAUUGAGCGGUCCACAGAGUGAGGCUGAUGGACUUCGGGGUAUCAUCCCAGCCAAUACCAAGCUGCACACCGCCCUCUCGGUCAAUCUGGGGCAUGAGACCCAGGCUGCUCAUGCAGAAUUGUGUAUUUCCACCUCUAAUGACACCAUCAUCCGAGCGGUAUUGAUUUUUGCCGAGGGAAUUUUUCUAGGUGAAAGCCACGUGGUACACCCCAGCAUUCACAACCUUUCCAGCUCCAUCCGCAUCCCAAUUACGCCUCCCAAAGAUGUCCCUGUGGAUCUGCACUUGAAAACCUUCGUGGGUUACAGAAGCAGCACCCAGUUUCAUGUGUUUGAACUGACAAGACAGCUUCCCCGCUUCUCCAUGUAUGCGCUGACCAGCCCCGACCCUGCCAGAGAGCCACUCAGCUAUGUCAACUUUGUCAUUGCAGAACGGGCACAGAGGGUGAGUGUCAGGCUUUUCUCUUUCAAUGUUUUUGUACUUUCUUCUGUUGAAUUACACAGGAAAACCAUGAAGAACCGCUACAUGGAACUGUACGACCUCAAUAAAGACUUGCUAAAUGGAUACAAAAUUCGUUGUAACAACCACAUGGAGCUCCUGGGGAACCUCAAAGCAGUAAAUCAGGCCAUUCAAAGAGCUGGUCGUCUGCGGGUUGGAAAACCAAAGAACCAGGUGAUCACUGCUUGUCGGGAUGCGAUUCGAAGCAACAACAUCAACACGCUGUUCAGAAUCAUGCGGGUGGGAACAGCUUCUUCUUAGGAAAGGAAAGAAUAGGUAAUGAAAUUCCUAAAAAGGGUUUUUCCCUAAAAAUCGAGGCUAGUUUGCUUGAAUCACAUCCUGGUGAACCCAGGUGCUGGGAAUGUCAAUAGCCUUGGUGAAUGGUACAAAUGCAGACUACCACUGCAUCCCUUUCUAUGUUUAGAAUCAGUUGCACUGUUACCGAAUAAUACCAGGUUUGUGUAGAGGAGGGGAAUACUUUUAAAAUGUUAGGGCUUCAAAGUUGUUUUUCAGUAUGUAUGUAAAAUUGGUAUUAGAUAUAUAGAUACAUCUUCUUCCUUGAAAUUGUAAUUGAAUUUGUAAUUAAAAAUUUUUUCAUUAAAA